AUGAGAGACAUGCGCGACGCGGGAGGCGCCCUCGGCCCUGUAGAUGGUCGAAAUCCUCAGCUUCACAAUUUAACUUGUUCAAUGACUUUUGUGGAAAAAGGGGAUUUAGUUUUUAUUACCUCUGAUGGAAUAUCUGACAAUUUUGAUCCAGUUGUAGGCAAAUUUUGCUCAAUUAAAAGGCCACGGGAUGAGGCGGAAGAGGAAGUAACUGAAACUAUUACCAAUGAAAAGGAGAAUAAUUUAACAACAAAUAAUCAGCAACAAAGAAACAAGUAA
Meloidogyne enterolobii is the source of this 276-nucleotide messenger RNA. Lineage: Eukaryota; Metazoa; Nematoda; Chromadorea; Rhabditida; Meloidogynidae. The record is from the annotation of a GenBank genome assembly.